Messenger RNA from Lichtheimia ornata, 1224 nucleotides. Its product is annotated as polynucleotide kinase 3'-phosphatase. Gene Ontology annotation, biological process: DNA repair. The record is from RefSeq and is a predicted model, not a curated record. NCBI's taxonomy places the organism in Eukaryota, Fungi, Mucoromycota, Mucoromycetes, Mucorales, Lichtheimiaceae. Gene Ontology annotation, molecular function: double-stranded DNA binding; polynucleotide 3'-phosphatase activity; ATP-dependent polydeoxyribonucleotide 5'-hydroxyl-kinase activity. The transcript is spliced from 10 exons. Bases 1 to 1224 code for a protein of 407 amino acids.
AUGAAGAGACACGCCAUGCAGAGUACAGAAUCGAAAAAGGCAAUGCGAAUCCAUCCAUUUUUCUCGCAGCAGCGCAAUCCUAUCACUUGGGUUCAGGAACUUCCUUCAGUGAUCAUUGCCAGAACAAACACGAGUGAAUUCAGGAGUAGCCGAAUCGCAGCCUUUGACCUUGAUGGUACCUUGAUCAAAACGAAAAGUGGCCGUGUCCACUCAAAAGAUAGUGGUGAUUGGCAAUGGUGGCACAAAGAUAUUCCAACGACUAUGCAAAGACUGCAAGAUGAUGGAUACGGGAUUGUCAUUUUCUCGAAUCAAAAUGGGCUAAAUACCGAUCAGCGCUUGAAGAGUUUCAAGACCAAGAUUCAAGAUGUACUUGGCCAGUUAUCAGUGAACAUAUGGUUCAUGGCUUCUCUGGAGAAGGACCAAUAUCGUAAACCAAUGACAGGGAUGUGGGAGUGGUUCGAAACGGUGGCAAACCAUGGCAAUACUGUUGACUUUGACAAGAGUUUCUAUGUGGGUGAUGCAGCUGGACGACCUGAUCAAUGGAAAGAAGGGCUCAAGAAAGACCAUUCUGCUGCAGACAGGAAAUUCGCAGCCAACACGGGAUUGACUUUUUAUACACCAGAAGAGUAUUUCCUAAAAGAAGCACCUGCACAAUACUCUUGGGGUUCUUUUUCUCCACAAGACUAUUUACAUCCUUUGCCCCUCUUUACACCAACGUCGUCACCCCUUGUACCAGCGAGUCCAACGAUAGAAGUGAUCGUCUUUGUCGGUUAUCCAGCAAGCGGCAAGUCCAAAUUUGCAACAACUUAUUUGACGCCGAAAGGGUAUGUGUACGUAAAUCAGGAUACGUUAAGGACCAAAGAAAAGUGUAUCGCGGCUUGUGAAAAAGCAUUGAAGGAUAAAAGACCUGUUAUCAUUGAUAAUACCAAUCCUAAUGCUGCUAGUCGAGCACCUUAUAUCAAAUUGGCGGCAGAGGCUGGCGUACCCGUACGUUGCUUCCGCUUCACUGCAGAUGAACAUUUGGCACGCCACAACAACAUGUAUCGAGCAGUACAUGACAAUGAUUCCGGUCGACAAGUUUUAAGUGAUGUUGUAUUUCGAACCUUCAAGGCACGGCUUCAGGAACCAACCCUAUCAGAAGGAUUUAAGGAGAUUAAACACAUCAACUUUAGAUUUGAUGGCUCAUCUAUAGAAAAAGCUAAAUGGUCGAAAUGGAUGAUAUAA